Messenger RNA from Pelmatolapia mariae (spotted tilapia), 2302 nucleotides. RefSeq names its product homeobox protein HMX1-like. The transcript is spliced from 3 exons. Bases 384 to 1259 code for a protein of 291 amino acids. Gene Ontology annotation, molecular function: RNA polymerase II transcription regulatory region sequence-specific DNA binding; DNA-binding transcription factor activity, RNA polymerase II-specific. The record is from RefSeq and is a predicted model, not a curated record. Gene Ontology annotation, cellular component: nucleus. Gene Ontology annotation, biological process: regulation of transcription by RNA polymerase II. NCBI's taxonomy places the organism in Eukaryota, Metazoa, Chordata, Actinopteri, Cichliformes, Cichlidae.
UCCAUCUCCAGCCCUGAGGACAACACCGUAUCUCUGCCUUGGUUUGCUCCCUAAUUGACCUAAAUACAGAAUCUCUGUGGUCCCUCAAGGCGGACUAUCGCACAGCCCACACGAGAGCAUACAAACUACGAGACCGUGUCCGGGUAUUUCCUGGAGUAAUUCCUCUUCGCCUUUUGCCCUCAGCUCAAACCCGAAACGAAUUUGCUUUGUGGAUCUCUCGUAACUGCAGCAGGCUGUCCUCACAUGGACUGCGUCGGGAUGGUCUGCGCGCAGAAGACGCUUCUGGCCCGAGAUAAGACGCCUUCCCGGGAAUGACAGUAUAAAAUUUACGUCUGGUGGAUUUUAAAAGGGUUUUUUGUUACGGGCGGACUCAUAAAGUCAGCAUGCUGGAUGAUAAAACACCGAGACUGAAAUCCGGUCCUCCAUCAAGAGGUUCAUCUUUUUACAUUGAGAAUUUGCUGGGAACUACAGGAAGACGUUCUUCAGCCGAGGAGCGAGCGGAGACUCCGAGCUUCAAACUUACUGGUCACGACCUGGGGAUGUGUCCGGGUCUGGAAACGAGACGUCUGAGCGACACUGACCGCUCGGACGGGAGCGGAACAUUUGCAAACACAGCGAAUGGCAGCUCAAGAAGUCUUCUUUGCAAGACCAGCCGCUCGCACGAACACGUAGACCCUGUGCUAAACAGCGAACGGGAUUCCCCAACUUUAACGGGACAGGCGGAGGAGAAUGACAAACCGGCCGAGAAGGAAGGCGACGGUCUGACAGAUGAGAAGGAAGAGGAAGACACGCGCUCCUCUUGCGUCUCUCUAGGGGACAGCUGUGACACAGGUGACAUCACAGUGGUGCGAAAGAAGAAGACGCGCACUGUGUUCAGCCGAAGCCAGGUGUUCCAGCUGGAGUCCACCUUCGACCUGAAGCGUUACCUGAGCAGCUCGGAGCGAGCUGGGCUGGCUGCGUCGCUGCAGCUCACCGAGACCCAAGUAAAGAUCUGGUUCCAAAAUCGUAGGAACAAGUGGAAACGGCAGAUCACGGCAGAUAUAGAAGCCAGCAGCACCACUGCACCGUACGCCGCCCAGAGGGUGGUUAGAGUUCCCGUGUUGUAUCGCGAGAGCGUCACUACCCCGCUGACACUGACAAACCUGCCCCACGUGUCACCUCCAGUAGUUGGCUUCUCUAACUCUGUUAACUAUCCGCUGACUGGCCACUUCACCCAUCCAGUGUCAUUCAUAACGCCCCAGAUGACCGGGCUGGUGUGACUUAAAGAGUGGAAGAGAUCUCGUAUACCUGUGACUCACAUGAAUCAAAUAAUGAUGCUGCAAAAUGUUCAUGUUAGAAUAUUCAGUAAAGUUAAUCCCAGCAGUGCACUGAGCAUUGUCAUCCUCUGUUGAAAUGUUUCCUUUGGAUGUUUUCUGGAUGUAAUUUAGACAAAUACAAGCAAAUUUAGAUCAAGGUGCCCGUGUCUACUUUCAGCAUUAAACUUCCUCAUCAUUAGCAGAACCUUUAUCAAUUUAUUGUAAGCAAAGGUCAUUUUUUAAGAUUUAGUACCAAAUUUAGCACUACCAGGAAUAAAUUAGUAUUACUAGAAAUAUGGAAAUUGUGAUGGAUAUUUUUCGACCAUUCAAGCUGCCCACCAUCCUGUCCUCUGUGCUUUACUGAGGACAUUUCACACACAUAGUCACAUAGUUUCCAACUAAAGCUUUAUUUUGCGAUGAUUUCUGUCACUGGAAAAUGUAGGGGUCCACGUACUUGGAAGGGUCAAUAUGUUUAUAGCUUGUAAAGCAAUGCAAAAAAAAAAUAAAACAAAGAAAAAGACACUUUGGGAAUUCAUUAAUUUGUAAAUGUAUAAGAAAAAUCUGGAAAUGAAAACACGAAUUACUGUAAACAAUCAGGUUACACAUAGAAAAAUCCUCUGAGGACAAAAAUCAGGGCCAAAAGUUCAUUUUUGUAUACUUUUUUCUGUACUUUAUGCUUUCAACUUGUAUUCACAUGCUACAGAAAAAGUUUUUCUUUGCACUGCUGAGUUUCCCAUCACACUCAUCUUCUCAUGUGGCUUUAGACUGUUGAAUUCUUUCUGAAAUUUGAAUCCACACACGUGACCUAUGAGUACUAAAAUGUAGCUCAUUUAUGAAAUAAAAGCCAGUUUGGUGUUUGUGAUAUUGUGACUUUUGAUAGCUGUGAACAGGGGUAGGCUAUUGGCAACACUGAUUGACUGACACUUUUGUUUUUUGUUGUUAAUUUAAGACGAUUUUAAUACAGAGUUUUGUACACUUCUAUGUUCACAUGUGAAUAAAAUUUUAUG